Pneumocystis carinii B80 is the source of this 822-nucleotide messenger RNA. RefSeq lists its product as hypothetical. The record is from RefSeq and is a predicted model, not a curated record. The coding region runs from base 47 to 754 and encodes 235 amino acids. The transcript is spliced from 2 exons. Lineage: Eukaryota; Fungi; Ascomycota; Pneumocystomycetes; Pneumocystales; Pneumocystaceae.
ACGUUAAAUUUAAGGGGUUUGGGCAUUGGGUUUGAGAGAUACGAGUAUGACUCCUCUUAUAUCGUGGAUUUUAUUCCUUGGAUUUUCAGGAACGGUUUAUAUUGCUUUAAAGGGCGUUCCGUGCUUAAGGUUUUCUCUUGAGGAUAAAUUUGGGUCAGAUAGAAUUGAGGGGGAGGUAUUGAGCCAAAAAGUGCGUAAAAAGCGGCGUCUAGCCUUGGAUAAAGUGUCAUUGGAGGAGACCGUAGCGAAAACCCGGAGUAUAUGCGUGGAAGAAGAGAAUAGCACUGAAAUAGAGGAGGGAGCCGAUACAGUGUCAAAACAGCCUAUAUAUGCGCCGAAAAUAUUAUCGCGUGGGCCAAAAAGCCCAAUAUAUGCGCCUAUAUAUGCGUCUUUAAAUGAGGAGAAUAAAAUGGAUACAGAAUUUAAGAAGCAUGAGACUCCAACAGGGAGAAAAUCGGUAGAAACGAGCGCAUAUAAGCCAUUCAUAGAGAAGGAAAAUGUAAAAACAAAGAAACAGAAGCAAAAUGCAGUAAAACGUGAAAAACAGAAGCUAUUAAAGGCGCGCAUUGAGGAGGAAAGACUUAAAAAUUAUCGUCAUCAUCAGAAGACACUUGAAGAAGAACGUCUUAAGACGUUAGUUUGCCAAGCAUCAAACUCCGCUUGGCAUCCACCAUCAGAAUCAGGAGAAUGGAUAUUAGUUGGUGCUAAGGGAAAUCGUCACGUGACAUCCGUACUUGCUACAACAGUAGGAUAAAUGAAAGAGAGAAUUGAAUGAGAUAUAGGAGUUUUUAACAUAUUUUCUGUAUGUAGUAGAAGGGAAAU